Messenger RNA from Etheostoma cragini (Arkansas darter), 2636 nucleotides. It is a transcript of the gene selenoo1, whose product is annotated as selenoprotein O1. The record is from RefSeq and is a predicted model, not a curated record. Lineage: Eukaryota; Metazoa; Chordata; Actinopteri; Perciformes; Percidae. The transcript has 9 exons.
UUCCUACUUUACUGGUUGUUUCCGGACAAGUAAUUAUGUAACACAGUCUGUCUGACUCUCGCAAGCAUCCGCUGUAGUUUGCAGGAUUACGAAAGCAUGACUAGCUAGUGACUUAAAUGUAGGCUAACUGCGCCAGUGGAAGUAGCCAGAUGGCCUUGUUUAGAUGGCCUAUUUAGGACCUCGGCUGAGACAGUCACGCAUCGUUGUUCCCUGUGUGUCCGCAUUCAGACUGCUCGGUACGGCCGGGAUGGCUGACAUGGGUCUGGCGAUGAGUCGUUCCCCGCUGGAGCGGCUCGACUUCGACAACGUCGCCCUCAAGAAACUUCCCCUGGACUCGUCCGAGGAGCCUGGGGUGCGACAGGUGAAAGGAGCGUGUUUCUCCCUGGUGAAGCCGCAACCGUUGACCAAGCCCCGGUUCGUGGCUGUGUCACACGAAGCCCUGGCGCUGCUGGGGCUCAACGGAGAGGAAGUCAUGAACGACCCGUUGGGGCCGGAGUACCUUAGCGGAUCCAAAGUCAUGCCCGGAUCCGAGCCCGCAGCUCACUGCUACUGCGGCCACCAGUUCGGCCAGUUUGCUGGGCAGUUGGGCGACGGGGCAGCAUGCUAUCUGGGGGAGGUGAAGGUGCCACCCGGCCAAGAUCCAAAACUGCUGCAUGAAAACCCGAGUGGCCGGUGGGAGAUCCAGGUGAAAGGAGCUGGACUGACUCCUUUUUCCAGAACAGCUGAUGGGCGUAAGGUCCUGCGCUCCAGCAUAAGAGAGUUCCUGUGCAGCGAGGGGAUGUUCUUCCUGGGUGUUCCCACCACCAGAGCGGGCUCCGUGGUGACCUCGGACAGCAAGGUGGUACGAGAUGUGUACUACAGCGGCAACCCUCGCCACGAGAGGUGCUCUGUGGUCGUCCGAAUUGCUCCCACCUUCCUCAGGUUUGGAUCCUUUGAGAUCUUCAAGCGGGCCGACGAGCACACGGGCCGCCAGGGUCCCAGCUACGGACGUGAUGAGAUCCGAGGUCAGAUGAUGGAUUACGUCAUUGAGAUGUUUUACCCUGAGAUCAAGCAGAAUCACCCAGAUAGGGUGGAGAGAAACGUGGCUUUCUUCAAAGAGGUUGUGCGCCGCACGGCUCGACUCGUGGCUCUGUGGCAGUGCGUAGGUUUCUGCCAUGGAGUCCUCAACACAGACAACAUGAGCAUUCUGGGACUCACGGUGGACUAUGGUCCAUACGGCUUUAUGGACAGGUUUGAUCCCGACUUCAUUUGCAAUGCCUCCGACAACUCCGGCCGGUACUCCUACCAGGCCCAGCCGGCUAUCUGCAGGUGGAACCUGGUGAAGCUGGCGGAGGCUCUUGCUCCAGAGCUGCCCCCCGACCGGGCUGAAGCCGUCAUGGACGAGUAUCUGGACCUGUAUAACGGCUUCUACCUAGACAACAUGAGGAAGAAGCUGGGCUUGUUGAAGAAGGACGAGCCCGAGGACGAGAUCCUGAUCACUGAGCUGUUGCAGACCAUGCACAACACAGGUGCUGACUUCACCAACACCUUCCGUAGCUUGAGUCAGAUUUCCUGUCCCACUGGCGGACAAAGCGAGGGAGAAGACGAGCUUGUGAAGAGCGCCACAGACCUCCUGCUGGAGCAGUGUGCCUCCUCAGAGGAGCUCAAGGCCGCCAACAAACCCACCAUGGACCCACGUGAGCUGGCAAUGCUGCUCUCCAUGGCUCAGAGCAACCCAGCGCUGUUCCAGAUGAUCUCAGACCAGACGACAAUCGCAAGGCAGUUAGAGAGACUCAGCAGACUGAAAGACCUGAUGGAGACCAGCCAGGAAGAGCUGAAAACCCAACAGGCGGAGGAGUGGAGCCGCUGGAUCACACGCUAUAGGAAGCGCCUGGCGCGGGAGAUGGAGGGCCAGAGUGACGUGCAGGCGGUGCAGGAGGAGAGGGUGGCGGUGAUGGACAGCACCAACCCCCGCGUGGUGCUCAGGAACUACAUCGCCCAGAAUGCAAUCGAGGCUGCUGAGAAUGGAGAUUUCUCUGAGGUCCAGCGAGUCCUCAAGGUCCUGGAGAAACCUUUCUCUCCGCAGCCAGGUCUGGAGCUGCCUGCACGGGGGGGCGGAGGCCCGGCCACCGAACGGGGAGAGAGGGACGAAGGAGAGGAGCGACUGCCAGCGUCUGCAUCCGCAGCCAGACAUCCUGUUCCCUAUGACAGCAAGCCCCCAGCUUGGGCCCAUGAAAUCUGUGUCACAUGAUCUUCAUAAUAACUUCCUUGAUUGUUUGCUUUCCUGCCUAAAAUGAUUAGAGAGUUUGUAUUUUUGUACCUCUUCUACUCACUUUACAACUCUCUAUUGCAUUGGCAGGCAGCGUCAGGGAAGUUAGCAUGAGUCCCGGCACCCCACAGGGUUCCUAGCUGAUCCAAGGCAGACAGGGAGCGAGUGGAGUUUAGUUGUACCAAUGCGUACAGAUGUGAUGGUGGAAAUCUUUUUACCGUGUCUGAAAUGUGCCAGGGCGUAGCUUUUUUUAAAGGAUUAUGUUUGACAUCUCUGCUUAAAACGUUUGUCUGCCUCAACAUCAGAAGUGACUUAAAAUGAGGAAUUUGAUGGAUGUUUUUGUGGAGGCCGUUGAACGAAAAAAAGAAAGAAAAUAACUGGCACAUAA